GCCAAAAAAGCAUGUGAAUGGCUUCGGGCAACAGGAUUCCCUCAGUAUGCUCAGCUUUUUGAAGAAGGUGUGUUCCCCCUGGAUAUUGGCUCUGUGAAGAAGGACUACAGUUUUCUGGACCAGGACUCUCUGGGGGCCCUGUGCAGGAGGCUGAUGACCUUGAACAAUUGUGCUUCGAUGAAGCUUGAGGUUCAUUUUCAAUGCAAACAGGAUGAAGACUCAGAAGAGGAAGAGCAAUGCACCAUCAGCAGCCACUGGGCCUUUGAGCAGGAAAGCAAGUGUGGGUCCCCCAUGGGCUCUUCUGGCCUGCUGGCCCCACCAACUUCUAGCCUCCUGGGGACCUCAAGCUGUGAAAGUGUCCUCACUGAGAUUAGUGCUGCCUCCUUGCCAGCCAUCUCUGUGAGCCGUUCACCAGAGUCAGCAGACCUGUCCUUGAUAGAUCGUGUCCCCAGCCCAAGUAACCGGUCCUUCCUUCGUCCCAGCCAGGGCCAGGAGGGCUCUCAAGACAAAGUAAAGAAGCAUUAUUCCCGAAGCUUCCUCAAGCACCUCGAAUCUCUGCGGAAGAAGGAAAAGGGUGACAGUCAGCAAACAGAGCCUGAGAAACGCCUGACCACCUCAGAAAAGGCCACCAAAGCGUCAUCUUUCCGCAGUUGCCGUGGCUUCCUCUCAGCUGGAUUUUACAGGGCCAAGAACAGGGCCACCACUUCAUCCAGGGGUAGAGAUGGUGAGACACAGAAGGCCUGGGAGGCCUGGCCUAUAGCCACACUCCGGCAUCCCCAGCCUGUUCGCCGGCGUGACUACCUGGUACAUGUGCCUGGGGACCAUAAGCCAGGCACAUUCCCUCGUUCUCUGUCCAUUGAAAGUCUUUGUCCAGAUGAUGAACAUCACCUGGCAGAUUGGCAGCCAGGUAGGUGCUGGGGCUAUGAAGGACGCCGGGGCUCCUGUGGGUCCACGGGCAGCCAUGCCAGCACUUACGACAACUUGCCUGAGCUGUACCCAGCUGAGCCUAUACAGGCUGAGGCUGAGGCUGAGGCUGAGGCUGAGGCUGAAGAUGAGGAGGGUGAAUGCAGCUAUGCCCAUCUAGAUGACAUCCUGGAGCACGUGUGGGGUCUGCAGCAACGGGUAGAGCUCUGGUCUCAGACCAUGUACCCAGAGCUGAGGCCUGCAGAUAAGGAUGAGGAAGAAGAGGAGGAGGAGGAAGAGGAAGCUAGUUCAUCAGUUGAAAUAGCCACAGCUGAGGUGGAAGGCCAAGAUGAAGAUCUAGGCCAGGCGGAGUCUCAAGCCCACAAAGAGUUCCCACCUCAAGCCAAGGAUGAAGUCCCACUUAUAACCCUGGCUCAGACCCCAACUGUGGUCAAACAAUUGGUCCAGGCUGAGACUGAGGCUAAGGCUCCGGCUCCAGCCCAGGCACAGGAUCAUGAACAAGAAGCAAACUCAGCUACAGAGCCUACUUCUGUCUCCAGUCUGUCUGUGGAAGAAGGACAGUCCAUUUCUGACACCGCGGUUUCCUCCAGUGAACUUGACAGUAGUGGCAACUCCAUGAAUGAGGCCGAAGGUGCAGAAGCCCUGGUAGGACUCCAGGCAUCAGUGCCCCGUGAACGGCGUGAUUCAGGUGUUGGGGCCUCACUUACCAGACCUUGCAGGAAACUCCGUUGGCACAGCUUCCAGAACUCCCACCGACCUAGCCUCAACUCAGAGUCACUGGAAAUCAAUCGGCAGUUUGCGGGCCAGAUCAACCUACUUCACAAGGGCUCGCUGCUGCGGCUCACUGGCUUCAUGGAGAAGUACACUGUGCCCCACAAACAGGCCUGGGUAUGGUCAAUGCCCAAGUUCAUGAAAAGGAAUAAGACCCCAGACUACCGGGGGCAUCAUGUGUUUGGAGUGCCACCCCUGAUCCAUGUGCAGCGAACAGGCCAGCCUCUGCCCCAGAGUAUUCAGCAGGCCAUGCGCUACCUACGAAGCCAGUGCCUAGACCAGGUGGGCAUCUUCCGCAAGUCUGGGGUCAAGUCCAGGAUCCAGAGCCUGCGCCAAAUGAAUGAGACCUCCCCUGACAACGUCUGCUAUGAGGGCCAGUCGGCCUAUGAUGUGGCUGACCUACUGAAGCAGUAUUUCCGGGACCUGCCUGAGCCCAUUUUCACUAGCAAGCUCACCACCACUUUCCUGCAAAUCUACCAGCUCCUCCCCAAAGAACAGUGGUUGGCAGCCGCACAAGCUGCCACCUUGCUGCUCCCUGAUGAGAACCGAGAAGUGCUACAGACCCUGCUCUACUUCCUAAGUGACAUAGCCUCUGCCGAAGAAAACCAGAUGACAGCUGGCAACCUGGCAGUGUGCCUGGCACCCUCCAUCUUCCACCUCAAUGUCUCCAAGAAGGACAGCCCUUCUCCCAGGAUCAAAAGCAAACGCAGCCUCGUUGGUCGGCCAGGCCCUAGGGACUUGAGUGAGAACAUGGCUGCCACCCAAGGCCUAUCACACAUGAUCAGUGACUGCAAGAAACUUUUCCAGGUGCCCCAGGAUAUGGUGGUGCAACUGUGUGGUUCGUACAGUGCAGCUGAACUCAGCCCUCCUGGACCUGCCCUGGCUGAGCUGAGACAGGCACAGGCGGCUGGCGUGAGUCUGAGCCUCUAUAUGGAGGAGAGUGUGCAGGAACUGCUUCGGGAUGCUGCAGAACGCUUCAAGGGCUGGACCAAUGUGCCGGGGCCCCAGCAUACAGAGCUGGCUUGUAGGAAG
Molecule: messenger RNA, 2727 nt
Organism: Cricetulus griseus (Chinese hamster)
Lineage: Eukaryota; Metazoa; Chordata; Mammalia; Rodentia; Cricetidae
Source: RefSeq, a predicted model, not a curated record